UUUUCCAUCAUUCAUACUUUUUCUUUGCUCCAUCGAUUUUGUCUCAAAUUCAGUGAGAAAACUUUGAUUCGCUCGGCCGUGGGCAUUCCCCAACACCGCAUCGCCGGCGCUGAGAUCCGUCCAGGCAUCAACGGAAAAGCCUUCAAUGGAGAAGAUGGGUGCGGUUGAUCCGCAACUCGAGGACCUCUUCAAGGAGAAGAAGUCUCCAAGAAACCCUCUCGUCCUUGUUGGUGCCUUUGUCACUGCUGGUGUUCUGACAAUGGGCUUAAUCAGCUUUAAACGUGGAAAUUCUCAACUGGGCCAAAAGUUGAUGAGAGCUCGUGUGGUCGCUCAAGGGGCAACAGUUGCUUUGAUGGUCGGCAGUGCCUAUUUCUAUGGAGAAAAACUCAAGGAUUCAAAGAAGCAAAAUUAGGUUAGUUGAAACCAUUAGCACAUUAUUUAGAAACAUAUGCCUUAACUUGAGACUAAAGCAUAUAAAUAUAUAUAUAUAUAUAUAUUGUAAACACAUGGCUUUGAGUUAUUACCCAUGCAAAAUUUUGGGAGAAAAAUUGUUUCCUAGUGCUUUGUUCAAAUACUGAAUUAAAUUUCUUCCAGGUAAUAAUGCUCAUGGUCUUUCAACAAUUCUUGCACCUGGUUAGGAUCUCAUACACCAGGUGCUGAGUAGGACUUAUUUACUCUUGUAAUUCAUAAAAGUUGGAAUUCCUCUACUCACUGCAAUUCAUCAAAUCUAAACUGUUAAAUUA
Messenger RNA from Dioscorea cayenensis subsp. rotundata (Guinea yam), 743 nucleotides. RefSeq names its product RING-H2 finger protein ATL48-like. The record is from RefSeq and is a predicted model, not a curated record. The transcript has 2 exons. Bases 146 to 412 code for a protein of 88 amino acids. NCBI's taxonomy places the organism in Eukaryota, Viridiplantae, Streptophyta, Magnoliopsida, Dioscoreales, Dioscoreaceae.